AUGGCUAUUUUACAUAGAGCUCUAUUUACGUGGUUUAUUUUCUUAGUAUUUUUAAUACUACUAUGUCUAAGACUAGAAUCGAGGACUCACUGGAAUUGGUUUAUUGUUUUCAUACCGAUGUGGGUUUAUGAUAGUAUUUUAUUAAUUUACGUGUUAUUCCAUAUGAUUUCACACUGUAGGAAUGGUAUAGAAAGAUUUAGAGGGACUAUAAACAAAAAUGUGUGGUACAUAGCUGCAAUAGGUUUAAAAAUGGCAGCACAAAUUAUCAUAUGCAUCAAAUUAGAAUACACUAGAGUAAACCUGCCAAUAUACGUUGUUAUGACUCCUAUUUGGAUGUUAUUACCGGUGCUUUGUGUGGAAGUUUUCAUGCAUUUGAUAAAACACUCAAGUGGAAGCAGUAGGUACUAA
Spodoptera frugiperda (fall armyworm) is the source of this 408-nucleotide messenger RNA. Its product is annotated as transmembrane protein 60. The record is from RefSeq and is a predicted model, not a curated record. The coding region runs from base 1 to 408 and encodes 135 amino acids. NCBI's taxonomy places the organism in Eukaryota, Metazoa, Arthropoda, Insecta, Lepidoptera, Noctuidae. The transcript has a single exon.